Paramecium tetraurelia is the source of this 2547-nucleotide messenger RNA. RefSeq lists its product as uncharacterized. Gene Ontology annotation, biological process: spliceosomal complex disassembly. The transcript is spliced from 2 exons. Gene Ontology annotation, molecular function: nucleic acid binding. Gene Ontology annotation, cellular component: U2-type post-mRNA release spliceosomal complex. The record is from RefSeq and is a predicted model, not a curated record. NCBI's taxonomy places the organism in Eukaryota, Ciliophora, Oligohymenophorea, Peniculida, Parameciidae.
AUGAAAGUUGAUCUUGACAAUCUUAGCAGUGAUGAUGAUUUACUAUUUCAUACAGGCUUGGGAUUUAAGAAAUCUAAGGUAAAUGAUGAUGAUGAACACGAAAUGGAGAUGGAAAUACCAAAAUACAAGAUCCCCCAAAAAUAACAAUAGAGAGCUCGAUUAAAUCUCUUUUAGGAAUAGUUCGAAUAAAAUCCAAAAGAGUAAGUUUAGGAAUCCCCCAACAAUUAACACUAACAAAUAUAUAAAGAAUACCAGAGAAAUUAAGCAUUUGCUAAUUUUCAAAAAUCCAAUGCCUCUCUUUUGUCUAAUGUCGAGAAGGGUGUGACAGUAAAGAUAAUUGAUAAGAAUAUGCCAAAGAAUGAAAAAGUAAAUCAAACAGAGUAUAGGAUAAAAUAAAAGCGAUAGGUUCAAUUUAAUCUUGAGAACAAUAUGGUUCAUCCAAUAGUUAAAAAUGAAGAUGAGUAUUUGACCUUGGCAGAGAAGCUUCAUCUUUCAAACAACAUCAGACGUUCUUGGUAAUUGUACAGAGUCAAUUCUGAUUCUGAAGGAGAGGCUUAGGAUGAUGAGAGUGAUGAUUCCAUAAUUGAGGUAGUGAGUUCAACUCCCUCUCCUAAACCAAAGGGCAUUUUAAAGAAGAAACCCUAAGUUUUUAAAGAGGAUGAUGGCAAGAAAACAAUAACUGUGGAGCAAGUUGCAUUUAAAGAUAGUAGAAAUAAAAAAAAUCUAUCUUAAAGAGAAAAAAAAACAUUAGAAAAAAGAGUUGAAGAACAUGACUAUGGUGUUGGGUUGAAGUUUUUGUAGAAAUUAGGAUAUAAAUACGGAGAAGGGUUAGGUGCGAAUAAGUAAGGUAUUCUGGAACCAGUGAUUGCAGUAAAGAAAUAAUCAUUUACAGGGGAGGGAGUCUAGGAAUACGAAUAUUAAAAUGAGGAAGAGGAGCAAGAAAAUGAGAAUAAUUCCACUUAAGACAAUAAUUAGAAGCCUUUUUUUCAAUCUAAAAAACUCAGUAAAUAUGAAAAACAAUGGAGAAAAAAGAAGAAUAAAUAAGAUGGGUAGCCUACUGUUUAAAACAAGAAAGAAGAAGUACUGAAUUUAGAUAGGAAUCACAUCAUGGACAGUCUUAUUAAAGACAAUUAGAAUAGUAAUAAAUAUAAGAUAAUUGAUAUGACAGGUAGUGAUAUUAAUGAUUAUUUAAAUAAGACUUAGGAUGUACAAGUGACAAGUAGUAAAGUAGUUAGGGAAUAUUUGAAGGAGGUUCAAGAACUAACUUGGUCAGUGUAGAAGAUUUUAGAAAAACGUUUAGGAAAAUGGGAGAAUAAUGAAUAGAGUAUUAAGAAGGAAAAGGAUAAAAUUAUUAUUUUGGAACAUGAAAAAAAGGAGGAAUUAUUAUAAUUUACAUAGUGGAAUGAUUCUGUGAAAAGAAAGGAAGACUUUUUAAAAUAUUUAAAAUUCUUUAAAGAGGAUGAAGUUUUGAUUUCAAAUGAUUAAUUUCCUAUUCUUGCUAAGUUUGAAGAAUGCUUUAGGAAGUUUAGUGAUUAAUUCAUAUAAUUUAAUUUAAUUGGGUUGUUGGUCAAGAAUGCAGAAUAGGAAAUUAAGGCCCUGACUCUUAAGUGGAAAGGACCCAUUACAAAAAUAGAUAUUUUAUAAAAUGAGCAUCAUUUAAUAUCAAAAGUAAUCACUUUGGCGAAGGAUGUGUAUAUUUAGAAGAAAUCUUAGAAUUUAAGCAAAUAUGCUGAAUAAUUAGAUGUUUUUAUAAUAAAUAAUUAAAUUUCAACCUCGGAUGUGAAUAAUUUAAAAAGAUUUAUUGGGAUAUUGAUUGCUCCCAUUCUAAUCAGACUAAGGAAUUAUCUUUCUUCAGCAUAUGAUCCAACAUAAGAAAACUAUUUAGUAGAAUUUUUAGAAUUGUGGAUGAAAGACUUGGCCUUGGUUGAGACUGAAGAGACGGGAGUUAAUCAAUUUUAGACUAUAAGAUUGCUGGAUUAAUAAGUAUAAAAGGAUAUUAUGGGUAUAGUUAUGUCUAAACUAAAACUUAAGAUUUAGGAAUGGAAUCUGAAUUCAACAAUAUCUUUACAUUAAUGGUUGUAACCUUGGAUCAAUUCUAAAUUGAACAGUAAGGAAUUGGUGGAAGAAGUAGAGAAGAAAUUGAAACAAUUGAAAUUUACUGAUAGAGAUGACUUUGGCUUUAGUGUACUGUAACCUUGGGCCAGAUAUUUAGGAGAUAAUUGGAAAAAUCUAUUAUACAUGUCGGUUUUACCGAAGAUGUUGUUCUGUCUUCACAAUUUGGAAAUCAACCCACAAAACCAGAAUGUGCAGCCAAUAAAGGAAAUUUUCAAGUGGAUAGAGGAAAUUGAUCCACAUAUUGAAAUGAUAUUCCAGCCAUUAAUUGAGAAAUUGAACACCACCUUAGAGAAUUGGAUACGACAGGGGGGAAGUCGAGAGGAGAUGCACAAGUGGUUGGAUGGAUGGGAAAGAUUCUUGAUGAAAAGAGUAAUUUAGAGGGUGUAUAAGUUUGAAACCCAAUUCAGUUCGAUGAAAUAGAAAAUUAUUUGA